Molecule: messenger RNA, 3809 nt
Organism: Myotis lucifugus (little brown bat)
Lineage: Eukaryota; Metazoa; Chordata; Mammalia; Chiroptera; Vespertilionidae
Gene: OSBPL10
Product: oxysterol binding protein like 10
Exons: 13
Coding region: 141-2546 (801 amino acids)
Cellular component (GO): intracellular membrane-bounded organelle; membrane; cytosol
Molecular function (GO): cholesterol binding
Source: RefSeq, a predicted model, not a curated record
CCCCGGGAUUUGGAGGAGCCACGCGCGGCCCGGGCGCCCGGAGCUGUAGCAGCCGCCGCCGCCGUCACCGCGUUCGGAGCCCCAGCGCGGGGGCCGCCACCGCGGCGGGCGGGCACCCGGGUUCCGGGCGCGCACGGGCCAUGGAGAGGGCGGCCCAGGGCGCGGACGGAGGCGGGGGCAGCAACAGCAGCAGCCGCAGCAGCAGCCGCGCCACCUCGGCGGGCUCCUCGCCCUCCUGCUCCCUGGCGGGCCGGGGGAUCUCCGGCCGGUCGGCGGUAGCCGGGCUCGGCGGCGGGGGCAGCCGCAGCAGCCCGGGCUCGGUGGCUGCUAGCCCGUCCGGGGGAGACGGCCGCCGGAGGGAGCCGGCGCUCGAGGGCGUGCUCAGCAAGUACACCAACCUCCUCCAGGGCUGGCAGAACAGGUACUUUGUGCUGGACUUUGAGGCUGGCCUCCUGCAGUAUUUUGUGAAUGAGCAAAGCAAGCACCAGAAGCCCCGAGGAACCCUGUCUUUAUCUGGAGCCAUAGUGUCCCUGAGCGACGAAGCUCCCCACAUGCUGGUCGUGUACUCUGCCAAUGGAGAGAUGUAUAAGCUGAGAGCUGCUGAUGCAAAAGAGAAACAGCUCUGGGUGUCUCAGCUGCGCGCUUGUGCCAAAUACCACAUGGAAACGAAUUCUAAGACUACUCCAAGCUCCCGAAGCCGAAGUCUCACUUUGCUCCCCCAUGGAACACCCAAUUCUGCGUCUCCCUGUAGCCAGAGACACCUCGGUGUGGGGGCCCCCGGUGUUGUCACAGUCACGCAUCACAAGUCGCCUGCAGCUGCCCGAAGAGCCAAGAGUCAGUAUUCCGGCCAGCUCCACGAAGUCAGAGAGAUCAGAGCAGACGAAGACGACAUGAGAGCUAAAUGCAAUAAGGGAUCCUGGAUCGGAUCCUACACCAGGACAACAAAACUUCGUCAGAAAACUGGUAAAAUGCAAGCCAGGUGUGUCGGUGUGAUGAACCAGGUGGAAGGCCAGCAGAAGAACCUUGUGCACGCCAUCGAGUCUCUGCCGGGUUCCGGCCCCCUCACUGCCUUGGACCAGGAUCUUCUGCUCCUGAAAGCUACCUCCGCCGCCACCCUCAGCUGCCUUGGGGAGUGCUUCAACCUGCUGCAGCAGAGUGUGCACCAGGUGGGCCAGUCCAGCCACAAGCCAGUGGCCUCAGAAAACAUCCUGGGAUGGCCCGGGCCCAAGUCACAUUCCACAGAGCAGCUGAAAAAUGGGACAUUUGGCUCUUUGCCAUCCGCCAGUGCCAACAUAACCUGGGCAAUUUUACCCAACACUGCUGAAGAUGAACAAGCCUUACAGCCAGAGCCGAACUCAGGCCCUGAAUUGGUUUUGUCCGAAGAUGAAAAAAGUGACACUGAAGAUAAGGAAGAGGCAGAACUGGGCGUCAUGGAGGAUCAGCGCAGUGUAAUUCUUCAUCUCAUCUCGCAGCUCAAACUCGGAAUGGAUUUGACCAAGGUGGUGCUCCCCACCUUUAUUCUGGAGAAGCGAUCUUUGCUGGAGAUGUAUGCGGACUUCAUGGCACACCCAGACCUGCUGCUGGCCGUCGCUGCGGGAGCCACGCCGGAGGAGAGAGUCAUUUGCUUUGUGGAGUAUUAUCUCACCGCCUUCCACGAGGGCCGCAAGGGGGCCUUGGCCAAGAAGCCUUACAACCCCAUCAUCGGCGAGACAUUUCACUGCUCCUGGGAGGUUCCCAGGGACAGGGUCAAGCCAAAGAGGACUGCCCCCCACUCUCCUCCCAGCCAAGAACACCUGAUUGCCGAGGAGCCUGCGGAAAGCUACAAGCUACGGUUUGUGGCCGAGCAGGUAUCCCAUCACCCACCCAUCUCCUGCUUCUACUGUGAGUGCAAGGAGAAGAGACUGUGUAUCAACACUCACGUAUGGACCAAAAGCAAGUUCAUGGGCAUGUCCGUGGGGGUCUCUAUGAUAGGAGAAGGUGUGCUGCGGCUCCUGGAGCACGGGGAGGAGUACGUGUUCACCCUGCCUAGUGCCUACGCCCGCUCCAUCCUCACCAUCCCCUGGGUGGAGCUCGGAGGAAAAGUCAGCAUCAACUGUGCCAAGACCGGGUACUCGGCAACCGUGAUAUUCCACACGAAGCCUUUCUAUGGAGGGAAAGUCCACAGGGUCACGGCAGAAGUGAAGCACAACCCAACCAACACCAUUGUUUGUAAAGUCCACGGGGAAUGGAACGGCACCUUAGAGUUCACCUACAACAACGGAGAAACCAAAGUCGUGGACACGACCACGUUGCCAGUGUGCCCUAAGAAGAUCAGACCUCUGGAGAAGCAGGGGCCCAUGGAGUCCAGGAACCUCUGGCGGGAGGUGACCCGCUACCUGCGGCUGGGGGACAUCGAUGCUGCCACCGAGCAGAAGCGGCGCCUGGAGGACAAGCAGCGGAUGGAGGAGCGGAAGCGAGAGAACCUCCGCACCCCAUGGCAGCCCAAGUACUUUAUCCAGGAGGGUGAUGGCUGGGUCUACUUCAAUCCCCUGUGGAAGGCACACUGACCGGGUGGAGGUGCAGAGCCUUCAGGAAGAGCCCCGUUUUUGUAGGAAUUAAAGUGGUACAGUAUCAAGGUUCUGUUGGUAUUCACUGAGAUCGCUUGAUAUCAUUCAAGAAAUGGUACCUGAAAAAUUCUAUACUGUGAAAAAUGUACUCCAAACUCUGCUAUACGAUUAAGUUUAUUCAAGAGCCAUUUGGGGCAUGUGUGUGUACAGUUGUGAGCUCUUGGCAUACUAUAUGUUCACACACAUGCCAUUGUAUACAUGUCUGCUGAUUAUUACACAUGUAAAUACUGCACUUACCAAGAGUUAAGUGGGUAAUUAUGGGCUCCUUUUUAUCAAUGAUUGGCCUUUUCUAUUUUUCACUCUGCCAAAAAUGUUUUGCACUUACAAAAGUAUUCUCACAUAGUCAACUCCUGUCAAAAAAAAAAAGGGGGGGGGAGGGGAUUGGCAUGGCCCAACUGAUAUCCAUCUGGUAGAAAAUGGCUCGUUCCUGUCAUUUCAAAAUUAUUAUGAUUCCCACCUCUCACCCCGCGGCAUUUCACCUGUCCAUACUGCAGAAAGAUAAACGGCUAUUUUCUGCUGAAUGGGAGUGGGCAGAAAGCUAUUCCAGGUUUAUGCCAGAGCCUUUCAGGGUGGAGCACCUCUGGGAGAACCUAGAGCCAGGCCCACCUUGGAGUUUGCCUCUCAUCUACUUGCCCCAGAAACUGACAGUUUCUCCUGCUCAAAGCACUAGUCAUACAUUUUUUUAGAAGCUGCUGCUUUUACAGUAGAAAACAAGUCAUAUGGAGACUUCACUACUUUUAUGAUGAAAAAAGGGCUUUCGAAGUUAAAUAUAUGCAUGCAUAUAAUUAAACAUGCACAACCACAACCUCAAUCUUGUAUUUAGUUUUGGGGAAAAGAAUUUCCUGUGGUUUUUUUUUUUUUUUUUUUUUUCACCUCUAUUAUUUGACCCAAACUCUGCAGCAAGAAAACCACUGUGAUUAAGUGUUCCAUGGUUUCAGUUGAAUUUCAGUCCUCAACCUUUACAAACGAGGUCAAGACACAACUAGAAUAUAAAGGAAGGAAAAAUAUAACAUUUGAUUUUUGCUUACUGCUUAUUAUUUUAUUUUUUACUGUACCACUCUGAAGAAUAUUUAUAAAAUCCAGUAGCAUGAAUGCUUCUCUGUAGUAAUACUAACUUGUGCCUUUUGUCUGCUUUCUUAAGACCAAAUGUUCACACUUUGUAGAUAUUAGACAAAUAUAUUUCGAUUAAAUACUAUACCUAUC